This is a messenger RNA of Diaporthe citri, 1218 nucleotides long. RefSeq lists its product as uncharacterized. Gene Ontology annotation, biological process: oxalate metabolic process. The coding region runs from base 1 to 1218 and encodes 405 amino acids. Lineage: Eukaryota; Fungi; Ascomycota; Sordariomycetes; Diaporthales; Diaporthaceae. The transcript has 6 exons. Gene Ontology annotation, cellular component: cell wall. The record is from RefSeq and is a predicted model, not a curated record.
AUGAAGUUCAGCUCUCUUUGUCACUUCGGCGCCGUUGCUGCUGCAGCUCCCGAGCUCAGCAAACGGGAGCAGUUUUCCAAGGGACAGCCCAUAGAUGACAAAGGGAAAGGCGCUCCUAUUCUUGGCGGCACGAACAAGCAAAUCGACUUGCAAAACCCGGACAACCUUGGUGCUCAGAGUACCGACAAUGGCGUGGUCCCGAAUCUCAAGUGGAGUUUCUCAGACUCCAAGACGAGAAUUCUUGCCGGUGGUUGGGUCCGUGAACAAGUCAUUACCGACUUGCCAGCUAGUCACGACAUCGCUGCUGCUCAACAACACCUGAAAAAGGGGGCGAUUCGUGAGCUGCACUGGCACCGUGUGGCUGAAUGGGGAUUCGUAUACGCCGGGAAGAUCAUCGUCGCUGCUGUGGACGAGAACGGUCAGUACCAGGUCGAUACCCUCGAUGUCGGGGAUAUCUGGUACUUCCCCAAGGGAGCCGCCCACACCGUUCAGGGGCUGGAGGAUGAGAACGAAUUUCUCCUGGUCUUUGACGACGGUAAUUUUGAUGCUGUCGGAACAACCUUCAACGUGGACGACUGGAUUUCCCACACACCAAAGUCAGUCCUGGCGAAGAAUUUCGGCCUCGAAGAAUCCGUCUUCGAUUCUGUCCCAUCACCAAAUCCGUACAUCUUCAACUCGACUGUCAGCACGCGCAACGUGACAGGACCAGAGGGCGCGCUGGUCGGGAACAGUUCAUACGUGUAUCAUACGUUCCAGCACCCUUCCGAGCCCGUCCCAGGGCAGGGCGGAGAACUCUGGAUCAUCGACUCCCGCAACUUCCCCAUUGCCACGACCGUCGCCGCCACCUUUGUCAAGCUGGAGCCUCGUGGUCUUCGCGAGCUUCACUGGCAUCCUAACGCCGAGGAGUGGCUUUAUUUCCACAGUGGCAAAGCGCGUGCCACAGUUUUCAUAGGCAGUGCAGCCGCUCGUACCUUUGACUUCUCCGCGGGCGACACAGGUGUCUUCCCGGACAACAGUGGUCAUUACAUUGAGAAUCUGUCAGACACUGAGGACUUGGUGUGGAUUGAGAUCUAUAAGAGUGACCGUGUGGCCGAUAUCUCGCUGACGCAGUGGCUUGCCUUGACACCUGCUGAUAUCGUCGCGAGCACUCUCAAGAUCCCGGUCGAUGUGGCUGCUGGCUUGAAGAAAGAGAAGCAGAUCCUGAUCAAGGCGAAUUGA